GAGAAUGAAGUGAGAAUUCGUACAGCGCUUUUCGAGUGUCUUCUUUUAUAUAUAUAUAUAUAUAUAUUAUCUCUCUCUCUCUCUCUCUCUCUCUCUCUCUCUCUCUCUCUUUCAAAACUGCCUCAAAUGAUACACCAUUCCUAUCAAUAUAAUCAAUCAAAAAGCAAAGGUAUAAAAAGUGAUCGUCGAUGAAUUAUCAUAAAAUUUCCUCAAAAAACAACAAAAGAUACGAGGCACAGCAGCUUUUUGACCCUUGCAUGAAGACGUCGCUUGGGGGCUAGGCCAGUACACUUUCUCGUAGGAUUAUCGUAGGAUCAACAACUUCACUUGGACACUUUCAUUUAUUCGACUCUCUUUCCUCCGAUCUUGGUCGAAAUAUGAGUGAACCAUCAUGCGUUACUUCUUCUUUCUUUCGGUGCUUCUGCCCCUCACAUUCGCUCAAUAUCCACCUAUUUCCAACCUCACUAGAAUAACUUCCCCAGUCGAUGGGAACAUCACCAUCUCUUACAAAACACCACCAACAGGCACCUGCCAAACCGUUUUCGAUUCUCAAGAACAAUAUACAGGUUGGGUUAACAUACCGGGCAGUUAUGCGACGAACACGUUCUUUUGGUUUAUCUCUGCGAGAGAUCCUACAGAUCAACUUACUAUAUGGUUAAAUGGAGGGCCAGGCUCCAGCUCGAUGAUUGGACUUUUCAAUGAAAACGGUCCUUGUGAGGUUAUUGAAGUAGCACAGGGGAAGUUUGCGACGGAAGCUAGGGAUUGGGGCUGGGAUAGAGCUUCUAAUAUGCUAUAUAUUGAUCAGCCCAACCAGGUUGGAUUCUCAUAUGACACACCUACUAAUUGCUCUCUCGACCUUCUUACGUCUGAUUUAUAUACUCCACAGCAGACUCUCCCAGACUCGCAGCCUGCGGAUACAUUUUUAAAUGGAACAUUUAGCUCACUGAACGUUAAUAACACGGCCAAUACUACCGAGAUAGCAGGAAUGGCUAUAUGGCACAUGCUUCAAGGAUUUCUUGGUGCCUUUCCACAAUAUGCUCCAAACAACAGUUCUGCUAUGAACAUUCACUUGUUCGCAGAGAGUUAUGGUGGAAAAUAUGGCCCAGCUUUCGCAACCCUUUGGGAAGAGCAGAACGAGAAACGUGCAAACGGCACGUUGUCUCAAAACACAACCAUUGACAUUAAACUCAAAUCGCUUGGAAUAGUCAAUGGUUGUGUGGAUGACUUAAUUCAAGCCCCUUAUUAUCCUAAUUUCGCAGUCAAUAAUACCUUUGGUCUUAGUGCUAUCAAUCCCACAAGGGCAAAAUUGGCGACUGCCAACUUUUACGCUUCUGGUGGCUGCAAGGACCUAAUUACACAAUGUCGAGCCGCCGUGCAAAGCCAGGACCCUACAAAUGAGGGCAAUGUGUCAAGUGUUAACAGCGCUUGUUCCAAUGCAUACAACAGUUGUUUAACGAACGUACUGGAACCAUAUUAUGACGCUGGAAGAAGUGUAUACGAUAUUUCUCAUAAUCUGCCUGAUUCAUUUCCACCCAGUACAUACCUCGAGUACCUCAAUACCGCUGCUUUUCAAUCUGCUAUUGGUUCACCAGUCAACUACACUGAGACAAAUCUUCAAGUUGUUGCUGCUUUCACAUCCACUGGAGACUACGAGCGUAAAUCUUACAUACCCGAAAUAGCUGCGCUCGUAAAUUCUGGUAUUCAUGUUGGGUUGAUGUAUGGUGAUAGGGAUUAUAUUUGUAAUUGGCUCGGUGGAGAAGCUAUAUCUUUAGCCGUUGCAGAACAGGUUUCAUCUGAAUAUGCCUCGAAGUUUCCAGCCGCGGGCUACGCUCCUAUCAUAACUAAUACUUCUUACAUUGGUGGUGUUGUGAGGCAAUUUGGCAAUCUCUCCUUCAGUCGUAUAUACGACGCAGGUCACAGUAUCCCGGCCUACCAACCCGAGACCGCUUUCCAAGUUUUUGCCCGGAUCAUAAUGGGCACCUCUCUCUCGACCGGAGAAACCAUCAAUUCAUCGGUUUACAAUACCACUGGUCCCCUGAAUGCCACACAUACCACAAGUCUCCCAUCAUCCCCAACAAAUACAUGCUACCUCCGUAAUAUCCCCGGAACAUGUACGGAAGAUGAACGGCAGAUGAUCAUCGCCGGGAAGGGGGCGAUUGUCGAUGGAGUACUUUAUAGUGAUUCCUCGGAUUACAGUGCUCAUACUAGUACUAUAACAACAACAGGUUCUGGAAGUGCUAAGUCUGCCUCAGUUACUACCACUACAGAAAUCCUUACAGGUCUUUUCACUGCUACUGCAACUCCUAGUCCUAGCAAAUCUUUUGCGAUUCCUGUAGCAAGAUUGGAUUUCGGGAUUUUGUCGCUAUUCAGCGCAUUAGGAUUCUUUUCUAUCUUCAUCUGAGCAUUAUAUACAUGUAUGCGAACAGAUUUUUAAUAUUUCUGUCGUCUUUUCGAGACGAACACACUAUACCAUACUCCCGGAAAACAUUCAUGGCCAGAAAACUCUGGAAUACACAACAACUAUACUCGACAUUAGCGGCAUGGAAAUCAGCAUGGAAAAUGGGCAUUCGAAACUGGCGCAAAAAUUGAAGGCGCAAUAUCUCCGAUCGUAUCAGAUCAUAGCAGUGAUCAACUUGGCUAAACUCUCGAGAUGGCGUUAUUAUGGCGUUGCAGCACUCUUACAUCUACAUCUACAGACGAUAUACAUUUUCACUUCUUGGACCAAGUUCAUCCAGUCACAUGCAUGUAUGUUCAACUGGUCACUUCUACGUAUAUCCAAUUGUUCCUGUUCUGUCGUUGUACGUACUACGGUUUGACGGAUUGAAAAAAAAAAAAAAAAAAAAAAAAAAAAAAAACCGUUACGAAAAGAAAGAAGUGAAGGAACAACAGAAUUGGUUCCUAUUUUUUCAUCUGCUGGACGUGGAGGGCUUCUUGAUCUGUUUGCUGCUCGGGAAAUAUUAUAUCUCACAUUCUAUGUUUACAUCAGCGUGGGUGAUGGAUAACGGCUAAGUAAGCAACCGAAUGAUUAACUAGUGAAAGCAAUCUGGGUGAAUGGUUGGAUGGGACGGAAUGGAUUGGGAUGGUCAAAUGCAUUAUACCCUAUGUAUGCGUAUCAUAUUUUCUUUUGGGAGAAAGGGGGAAAGGAGGAUUUCAUGGCGUUUACUUCUCUUCUCUUUUCUGGGUUCGUCUUGGGGAAUGGGGCUCUCUCUGGGAACAUGAGGUGUGCAAAUGGAUAUUUGAUGGGGGGAUGGAGAUAAUGGCGCAAGGCAAUGCAGUGCAGUUCAGCGAGGCGAGGCGAGGGAAGGAAGACGGGGGAUACGAGAGAAAGAGAGAGAGAAAAAGAAAAGGAAAAAAUCCAAUUAAUGAUGAGGAUAAGGUGAUGUGAUGAAUGGAUGGAUGGAUGGAUGAAUAGGUAGCAGUCUGAGUUGAGUCGAAUACCUAACCAACCUGUCUACUUACCUAUCUAUCUACCUAUAAUGGAACGAAAUGAAAUUAGCAUGCACGCACGCACAUAGAUAGAUAAAAGUUUAAUACAUAUAUUUCAGACAAACUCA
Molecule: messenger RNA, 3554 nt
Organism: Botrytis cinerea B05.10
Lineage: Eukaryota; Fungi; Ascomycota; Leotiomycetes; Helotiales; Sclerotiniaceae
Gene: Bccp6
Product: Bccp6
Exons: 2
Coding region: 392-2401 (669 amino acids)
Biological process (GO): proteolysis
Cellular component (GO): fungal-type vacuole
Molecular function (GO): serine-type carboxypeptidase activity
Source: RefSeq, a predicted model, not a curated record